Messenger RNA from Neospora caninum, 2889 nucleotides. RefSeq lists its product as uncharacterized. Gene Ontology annotation, molecular function: ATP binding; protein serine/threonine kinase activity. Lineage: Eukaryota; Apicomplexa; Conoidasida; Eucoccidiorida; Sarcocystidae. Gene Ontology annotation, biological process: protein phosphorylation; mitotic DNA damage checkpoint signaling. The transcript has 8 exons. The record is from RefSeq and is a predicted model, not a curated record. Gene Ontology annotation, cellular component: cytoplasm; nucleus. The coding region runs from base 1 to 2889 and encodes 962 amino acids.
AUGAAGUCUCCGACUCUGGGCGGAGGUGCGCCCGGCUGCUUGUCAGUUUGGCCCAUCAAGCCUCUCGGCCUCGUCGUGCUCUGUUUUCUUCUCGUUCUCCUGGUCUCCGAAGCCUUUUUCUUGUGGCGCCUCCAACAACUGGAGGCAGAUGCCGCGCGGCCGUCUUCUCUGGACUCGCCCGUCUCAGACACUUUCAAGUCUGCGCCGUCCCCUCGAAAUGCCGACGGUGCUUCCUCUUCGUCGCUCCUGGAUGCGAAGGACAGUCUUCGGCUGCUGCUCCCUUCCGACCUUUCCAAAGGAGAAGAGGGAACGGACGUCGCGUCUCAGCUCCCGCAACGAACUGACACCGGCGGAGCCGCCUCCGCGGAAAUUCAGAAACCCCAGGUCUCUUCUGCCUCGUCACUUUUCGUCUCUCCAACCAUCUCCAGCGACCCGCCGCGUCUCCGCUCACUGCAGAACUCCAGGGCGCCUGCGUCCUCAAGUGCGCCUGAAGAGCUCCUCUCCUCUACGGCCUCUCGCUCUCCGCCUCCUUCCUCUCUGACUGAGGAGGAAGACGCGGCGUACCCACAUCCAACAGCUGCUCUUUCCAGUCCUCCCCCUCCUUCCCCUGUUGCGCGCGCUCCUGAUUCCCCAUCUCCGGAAGAAGGAGUCUUUGCCGUCUCGGCCUCUAAGGACGUGCAGGCCUCUGCGCCUUCUUCACCUGCGGAGCCGCCCACGGCGCGCGUCCGAGAAGGGACAGAUGGCGAAGGCGAGGGGGGGAAGAGAACACCUGCGGGCGAGGAGAGCGCGCGUCUGGGGCCUGGGGAAGGCGCUGCAAAUGGUGCAGUGUCUGCGGAGGAGGAAGCGGUCGAAGACGGAGCGUCCUUCCGUCGACCGUUUGGCCAAGACGACGCAGCGCUCCUGCGUCUGCCCGACCUUCUUCUGGCUCAGAACGUCACGUCCUUCCGCAUGCAGUUUCUCUCCGAGGACGAGGGACGGCGAACCAGGUACCAGCGGCAAGCUGCGCAAGCCCCGCCGCCUCGGAGUGGAAAGAGACAGAGACGAGCAGAGCGCCGCGCCGGCGCGCCGUUCUUUCCUCCAGAAGGCGCAGCCCCCCACGAUGCUGGCAGCCCUCCACGUUGGCCGAGCGACGCGUACCCCGCGUCCCCGGCGGCCGUGCACGUCGCAGACCGCUCCCAUCCCUUUGCUAGUCUCUACGAACCCUUACUCAGACAGGAGCCUCCGUUUCUCCCGACUCUUUUCCCGAUGAGGGCUCCUGUCGGGUACGGCGCGUUCCCGAGUUUCAGCGCGGGGUCGUCGGAGCGCCGACUGCGAACGGAGCAGCCUGGAGACUCGGGGGAGGCGCUCGAGGUCCGCAGCAGGCCGCAUCAGGUGUCCAGACAGCGCAGCUUCGAGCCGGCUGGCAGCGCACCUCGAGGGGGAGCCCCAGGCGCAGCGCCUGGCGGGGCCGCCGAGCAAGAGAAGAGGCCGGAAAAGAAGCGCGAAACGCAGACGCGCGCGCAGAGGGGCGGCGAACGUGUCGAGAACUCGGGAGCAAAAGCGCAAGUCGAGCAGUCCGCUCCGCCGAUCAGGAUCACGCGGUCUGUCGUUGGUAACGCGCUCUUGAGACGCCAGGUCCGAGAAAGCGGAGAGAAUUUGGCGAACCUCGUGACCGCCCUCGCAAAGAGUGGGCCGCGGACCGGUGCGCCCCAGGGAGAAGCAGAGGAGUCCGAGAAACCGGCUUUAGAGCCUCAGACUCCCGAGCUACUCCUGGCGGACUUACCUCGGGUCCUCUUCAACAAGCCUUCGAAAGGUCUGGUUAAAGCCGCUCGGGCUCUGGGACGAUCUCUCUCGUCCAAAGAAAAGCAACAGCUCCAUGGAGUCAUUCCCUUCGACGUCCCCUUCGAGGUCCGAAGCCUGGCGACGCAGAAAACGAGAACUCUCGUCUUUGAUGGCGUUCUGGGCGCAGGUGGCCAGGGCGUCGUUCUCCUGGCCCGGGACGUGGACCACCCAGAGUUGGAGAUUGCCGUCAAAAUCUUCAGAAUCAAGAAGAGGAAUCGAGGCUCCUCUGCGCUCCAUGAAAUCGCCCGCCUGCAGAGACGGCUGCGCUGGGAAACGGCGGUCUUAAAACAUGCGCCGAAGGAUGUGUCGUCCUAUGUCUGGUCUCAGCUGGCUCACCUCGUCAUGCCGCUCGACAUCGUCGAGCCGGUAGACAGGUGGGAACAUGCAGAUCAAGACAUGCGGUAUUGGCACCAGUGGCUGAUCUUUGAAAGCUUCGCGGGUGAUAUCGCCCGUCUCAAGAAGCUGUACAGCGGCUCCGGGCACGUUCGCCUGGACGCGUCCAAGCAAAUGUUCAUGGCCUGCAUGAGGCUGCACGAUGUUGGCAUGGUGCACUCAGACAUCAAACUGGCAAACUACUUCAUUUCGAAGGAGGGUCGGAUUUUCUUGGGAGACUACUCGCUUUCCCGGCCUAUUGGGGACGUCAGCCCCUGCGUUGAAGGCACGCUGCGCUUCCUUCCUCCAGAAAACAUGAGAUGCAUCCGCGACGGAGAGCGGACCCUGAUUCUGUCCUCGAAGAAAGACACAUGGGCAGUCGGCGUCGCCUUGUACAAACUCUGGUGCCGCAACUUCUUUCCUUUCGAACUCGAUUCGCUGUCCUCUGAUCAAGCUGUCGAGCGCGUUGCGGAGCUGGCUCGGGAGGACCUAAAUUUCUAUCCCUGCGCUCCCGAUACGCCCGUCGCAGUCAUGGAUCUGAUCGCGCAAAUGUUGGAUCCAAACGUCGAGACGCGGCCGACGUUGAGAGAGCUGUAUGUCUCUCACCCUGUUUUCUCCCAGUUGAGAAAAGCGACUCUGCAAUACACUGUAUCUGAUCUCCGUGCCGAGCAGGGAGACCAGCAACUGAGUGUGUGA